Messenger RNA from Spea bombifrons (plains spadefoot toad), 3864 nucleotides. RefSeq names its product tripeptidyl peptidase 2 (gene TPP2). The transcript is spliced from 30 exons. Gene Ontology annotation, cellular component: cytosol. The record is from RefSeq and is a predicted model, not a curated record. Bases 14 to 3811 code for a protein of 1265 amino acids. Gene Ontology annotation, biological process: proteolysis. Gene Ontology annotation, molecular function: serine-type endopeptidase activity; tripeptidyl-peptidase activity. Lineage: Eukaryota; Metazoa; Chordata; Amphibia; Anura; Pelobatidae.
UCUCUUCCUUGUCAUGAUCAUGGCUACCGGUGUUGAGGAGCCUUUCCCUUUCCAUGGGCUUCUACCCAAAAAAGAGACCGGAGCCGUUUCCUUUCUGGGCCGGUACCCAGAAUAUGAUGGCCGCGGAGUCCUCAUUGCUGUGUUGGAUACCGGGGUAGACCCGGGGGCUCCUGGCAUGCAGAUAACAACCGAUGGGAAACCAAAGAUUAUUGAUAUUAUAGACACGACUGGAAGUGGUGAUGUAAAUACCAGCACGGUGGUUGAACCUAAAGAAGGAGUCAUCGUGGGCCUUUCUGGAAGGGUAUUAAAGGUUCCUGCAAACUGGGUAAACCCUUCAGGCCAAUAUCACGUUGGUGUUAAAAAUGGAUUUGAUUUCUAUCCAAAAGCACUCAAAGAACGCCUACAGAAAGAACGUAAGGAGAAGCUCUGGGAUCCCAUCCAUCGUGCGGUGCUUGCUGAAGCCUGCAGAAAGCAGGAAGAAUAUGAUGCCAACACCAAUUCCCAAGCUCAGCUAGGAAAACUAAUAAAGGAAGAUCUUCAAAGCCAAGUUGAAAUGUUGAAUUCCUUUGAAAAAAAGUACAGCGAUUCAGGACCUGUGUACGACUGCUUGGUGUGGCAUGAUGGCGAAACGUGGAGAGCUUGCAUGGACACAAGUGAAUGUGGAGACCUUGAAACCUGCAAAGUGCUAUCCAAUUACAGAGAAGCCCAAGAGUUUGGAUCAUUUAGCGCAUCAGAAAUGUUGAAUUAUUCUGUAAACAUCUAUGAUGAAGGGAACUUACUGUCCAUUGUGACCAGCGGAGGUGCUCAUGGCACACAUGUUGCCAGCAUUGCAGCUGGAUACUUCCCUGAUGAGCCCGAGAGAAAUGGUGUUGCCCCAGGAGCACAGAUCCUUGCCAUAAAGAUUGGUGACACUCGGCUGAGCACAAUGGAAACUGGCACAGGACUCAUAAGAGCGAUGAUUGAAGCAAUCAAAUAUAAGUGUGACCUUAUUAACUAUAGCUAUGGUGAAGCCACCCACUGGCCAAAUUCUGGGAGAAUAUGCGAAGCAAUUAAUGAGGCUGUGUGGAAAAACAAUAUAAUCUACGUCUCAAGUGCUGGAAACAAUGGUCCGUGCCUUUCUACAGUGGGCUGUCCUGGUGGUACUACCUCUAGCGUGAUAGGCGUGGGUGCUUACGUUUCACCAGACAUGAUGGUUGCAGAGUAUUCCCUUAGAGAAAAGCUGCCUGCCAAUCAAUACACAUGGUCGUCAAGAGGUCCUAGUACCGAUGGUGCUCUUGGAGUCAGUAUAAGUGCCCCAGGCGGUGCUAUUGCUUCGGUGCCAAACUGGACAUUGAGGGGAACCCAGCUGAUGAAUGGGACGUCCAUGUCCUCUCCCAAUGCUUGUGGAGGCAUUGCUCUAGUAUUAUCAGGUCUUAAAGCAAAUGGCGUCCAGUAUACUGUGCAUUCAGUGAGGAGAGCGCUGGAAAAUACUGCCAUGAAGGCUGACAACAUUGAAGUGUUUGCCCAGGGACAUGGGAUUAUUCAGGUUGACAAAGCCUAUGACUACCUCAUGCAGAACACGUCCUUUAUCAACAAAAUAGGUUUUACGGUUACUGUUGGUGGUGGCCGUGGCAUCUACCUCAGGGAUCCCGUUCAGGUCUCUGCGCCAUCAGACCAUGGUGUGGGCAUUGAACCAUUCUUCCCAGAAAACACAGAAAACUCUGAACGAAUAUCCCUACAGCUUCAUUUAGCUCUUACAUCAAAUGCAACCUGGGUUCAGUAUCCAAGUCAUCUAGAGUUAAUGAACCAAUGUAGACACAUCAAUGUCAGAGUGGAUCCACGUGGCCUACGAGAAGGAGUGCAUUACACAGAGAUUUGUGGUUAUGAUAUCUCUGCACCAAACUGUGGUCCAUUAUUCAGGGUCCCUGUAACGGUUAUCAUUCCAGCAAGUUUGAAUGAGGAAGCCACUUAUGAUCUGGAAUGUAAAGACGCACAUUUCAAGCCUGGUCAAAUUCGAAGACACUUCAUUGAUGUUCCUCAGGGAGCCACAUGGGCAGAGGUUACAAUCACUUCAAGGUCACCUGAUGUGUCUUCCAAGUUUGUUCUGCACGCUGUGCAACUGGUGAAGCAGAAAGCUUACAGGAGCAACGAGUUCUAUAAAUUCUCGUCUUUACCUGAAAAGGGCUCUGUGACUGAAGCCUUUCCAGUGUUGAGUGGGAAAACCGUUGAGUUCUGCAUCGCCCGCUGGUGGGCGAGUCUCAGUGAUGUCACCGUUGACUACACGGUUUCCUUCCAUGGCCUCGCCUGUGGUCUGCAGCAAUUAAAUAUUCACGCAUCGGAAGGCAUUCAUCGCUUUGAUGUGUUUUCUACGUUAAAGUAUGAAGACUUGUCUCCCAGCAUUAGCUUGAAAAAUUGGGUCCAAACCUUAAGACCGAUCAGUGCCAAGACAAGACCCUUAGGAUCUCGGGAUAUAUUGCCAAACAACAGACAGCUAUAUGAAAUCAUUUUAACGUACAAUUUUCACCAGCCUAAAAGUGGAGAAGUUACCCCCAGCUGCCCGUUACUCUGUGAAUUACUCUAUGAAUCUGAAUAUGACAGCCAGCUUUGGAUUAUUUUCGACCAGAACAAAAGACAGAUGGGCUCCGGAGAUGCUUACCCCCACCAGUAUUCCGUGAAGCUGGAAAAGGGAGACUACACAAUCAGAAUGCAAGUACGUCAUGAGCAAAUAAGCGAGCUGGAGCGUCUGAAAGACCUGCCGUUUGUGGUGUCUCACCGCAUGUCCAAUACUUUGAGUCUAGACGUAUACGAAAGCCAUACCAUGGCUCUUUUGGGGAAGAAAAAGGCCAACAGUACCACGCUUCCACCAAAGCAUAGCCAACCUUUUUUUGUUACAAUGCUGCCGGACGAAAAAAUUCCCAAAGGCGCCGGGCCUGGCUGUUACCUUAGUGGCACGCUAACGCUGUCAAAAAGUGAACUGGGAAAGAAAGCUGGGCAGUCGGCAGCAAAGCGCCAAGGAAAAUUUAAAAAGGAUGUAAUUUCUGUUCAUUACCAUCUGAUACCAUCUACCUCCAAGCUGAAGAAUGGAAACAAGGAGAAGGAGAAAGAACCGGAGAAGGAGAAAGAUGUUAAGGAAGAGUUUGCUGAAGCUCUCAGAGACCUAAAGAUUCAGUGGAUGACCAAGCUUGAGAACAGUGAUCUCUUUGGUGAAUUGAAAGAAUCCUUCCCAAACCAUCUUCCGCUGUAUGUUGCAAGACUCCAGCAGCUGGAUUCUGAGAAGGAACGUCUGAAAAGACUCAAUGAAAUAAUCGAUUCUGCUAAUGAAGUUAUUUCCCGAACUGAUCAGACGGCUCUAGCAAUAUUUUUUGCCAUGAAGACCGAUCCUAGACCGGACGCAGCCACAAUAAAAAAUGACAUGGACAAGCAAAAGAAUACCUUGAUCGAUGCUCUGUGUCGGAAAGGCUGUGCCCUGGCAGAUAAGGUUCUCCACCUGCAGUCUGAGGAUGGUGCUGCUUCCUUAGACACCGAAGGAAGAGAUGAUGAUGAUGACCAGGAAGCCGUAUUAGAAACACUAAAUGAAACUUACUGGGAAAUGGCAAAAUGGGCCGACCUUAGUGACGCAAAGGUUUUGCCAUUUGUCUACAAACAUGCUCUGGCAAAUAAGUUAUAUGGGCGAGGGAUUAAAUUUGCAAUAAAGCUUGUAGAAGAGAAGCCUACAAAGGAGAACUGGAAAAACUGUGUUCAGCUGAUGAAAUUGCUUGGGUGGACCCACUGUGCGACAUUUACAGAGAACUGGAUCCCCGUCAUGUUCCCGCCAGAUUAUUGCAUUUUCUAAAACGUCGCCAACAUAUCCAGCCAUUUUAUAUAAAAUACUUCUAAAUGAGAAGA